AUGGACUCAAAUAUGGUCGGAGCUACGGCCUUCGAGCCAGAGAUGGCCCAGGUCAAAGUCACAUUCACCACGACCGAAGAUGGCUUCCAAUUGCCCGAGACCAAGAGACAGCUGCUUGUCCCAGCCGACAUAAAACGUCUCGGCCUCUCCCGAAUCCUCAACUCCGAGUCCAUGCUGGCCACCCCCCAGCCAAUCCCCUUCGACUUCCUCAUCAACGGCACCUUCCUGACGUCCACCCUCGAGGACUACCUCCAGCAGAACGGCCUGUCCUUCGAGUCCAACAUCACACUCCAGUAUGUCCGCAGCUUAAUACCGCCCAAGUACGAGGCCUCCUUCGAGCACGACGACUGGGUCAGCGCAGUCGACGUGCUCUCCUCCACAUCCCCCGCGGGCCACUGGUCAGGCGAGUCCUUCACGGCCGGCCACGACAGGAUACUCUCCGCCUCCUACGACGGCCUGCUGAGGAUAUGGAACGGCUCGGGGGACGUCAUCGCCACCUCGCCGGCGGCAAGCAGCGGCGGGCACAGCGCCGGCAUCAAGGCCGCCAAGUUCCUGUCCUCCACGCAGGUCGCCUCCGCCGGCCUCGACCGCACCGUCCGCGUGUGGAAGUACGCCGAGGACGCCGCGCGCUCCUCGGGCGAGCUGAAGCCCACCCUGGAGCUGUUCGGCCACAAGUCCACCGUCGACUCCGUCGAGGUCGACGGCGCCUCGAGGCGCGUCCUCACCGCGUCCGCCGACGGCUGCGUCGGCCUGUGGAGCACCUCCAAGGCCUCGGCGCCCGCCGCGCCGGCGGAGCUGCUGCCCGGCAGCACGCACGCCAGCAAGAAGAGGAAGCUGGGCAGCGCCGUGUCGACGCCCCAGCGCGGCGCCCUUCACCUCGCCCCGUUCCACAAGGGGCCCGCCGCGGCCGCCGUCUUCGACCCGCGCGACAGGACCGUGGCGUACAGCGCCGGCCACGACCACGACCUGCACACCAUCGACCUGACGACCAUGACCAAGGUCAGCACCAUACCCUCGUCCAGCGCCCUCCUCUCGCUCUGCGCCCUGCCCGGCCCCUCGGGGAGCCCGCUGCUCGCCGCCGGCACGUCGCUGCGCAACGUGGUGCUGGUGGACCCGCGCGAGUCGCAGGCGCGGACGUCCGUCAUGACCCUCAGGGGCCACGUGAACAAGGUUGUCUCGCUGGCCAAGUGUCCCGACAACAGUCACUCUCUCGUAUCCGGGUCGCACGACGGCACCUGCAGGAUCUGGGAUCUGAGGAGCGUCAGGCCUGCAAAGGGCGACGACGGCGUCGCAGGUGGCGGGGUCAGCGAGGCGGUGUACUCCAUCGAGCGCGAGAGCAGGGGUGGCAAGAAGCGACCGCUGGCUGGUGAGGGGUGCAAAGUGUUUAGUGUGACCUGGGACGAGACGUGGGGGAUUGUCAGUGGUGGUGAGGACAAGAGGGUGCAAAUCAAUAGGGGACGGGACAUCAUCGCAUCUUGA
Molecule: messenger RNA, 1479 nt
Organism: Diaporthe batatas
Lineage: Eukaryota; Fungi; Ascomycota; Sordariomycetes; Diaporthales; Diaporthaceae
Exons: 2
Coding region: 1-1479 (492 amino acids)
Biological process (GO): ribosome biogenesis
Cellular component (GO): preribosome, large subunit precursor
Molecular function (GO): protein binding
Source: RefSeq, a predicted model, not a curated record